AUGCCCGAGGUCGACCCCGCCUUCGCCGCGGUGCCGCACAACGCGCCCGCCUUCCUCAUCUGGCGCGUGGAGAGCAUGAAGGUGUGCCCGUUGCCGGCCGAGGAGUACGGCCGCUUCUUCCGCGGCGACUCCUACAUCGUAUACAGCGCCAGCGAGCAGGGCGGCCGGCCGGGCCGCGGCCCAUUGGAGGUCCACAUCCACUUCUGGCUGGGCUCCCAGACGUCGUCCGACGAAGCUGGCGUCGCCGCGUAUAAGACAGUCGAGCUGGACGACCUGCUGGGUGGCGCGCCCGUGCAGCACCGCGAGGUCGAGGGCCGCGAGAGCCAGCGCUUCCGCGGGUACUUCCGCGAGGGGCUUGUCUUUCUCGAGGGCGGCGUCGCCAGCGGCAUGACGCACGUCGGAGACACGUUUGAGCCGCGCAUGUACAUGGUCAAAGGAAAACGGAGCCCCGUGGUGCGCCAGCUGCCGUCCGUCGCCUGGCGGCACGUCAACGACGGAGACGUGUUCGUGGUCGACGCGCGCGACUUCGUCUUCGUCUGGACCGGCCGGGCGGCCAACAACAUGGAGAAGAUUCAGGGCGCGCGGCUGGCGCAGCGUCUGAAGGCGGCGCACGGCGGUGGCGAGGUGGUGGUAGUGGAGAGUGGCGCCGAGACCGGCCUCGCGCCCGACGAGCAACGCCGCUUCGACGAGCUGCUCGCGCCGGGCGAGCGGUGCGUGGCGCCCGCCGAGCCGGACGCGGCAGACGAGACACAGGAGCGCCGCCUGGCGGAGCAGCUGCGCCUCUACCGCUGCUCGGACGCCGGCGGCACGCUACAGGUCACCGAGGUCAAGCAUGGCCCGCUUUUCCAGGAGGACCUCGUCUCGGACGACAGCUUCAUUGUCGACAACGGCGACCAGGGCAUCUGGGUGUGGGUGGGCAAACGCGCCAGCGCCAAGGAACGCUCCGAGGGGAUGCGGAAUGCGCAGGGCUUCGUCCAGAAGAAAGGUUACCCGAGCCACACACCCGUCACCCGCGUCAUCGACGGCGGCGAGCCGCCAGAGUUCCGCAGCCUGUUCCGGCAGUGGCGAGAGCGCGGCACUUCCGUCGGCCUCGGCCGCCAGUUCUCGGCCGGUUCGGUGGCCAAGGUGGCGCAGAACCGCUUCGACGCGGCGAUGCUGCACAACAACCGCGCUCUGGCGGCGCGCACGCAGAUGGUCGAUGACGGCUCCGGCCAGAAGCAGGUGUGGCGCGUGGAGAACUUUGACCUGGCUGAGGUUCCCGAGUCGGGCCACGGGAAGUUCUACGGCGGAGACUGCUACGUGGUGCAGUAUACGUACCGUGUCUCCGGCCGCGACCACUGGAUCAUCUACUACUGGCUGGGCGCGUACAGCAGCCAAGACGAGCGCGGCACAGCGGCGCUGAAGGCGGUGGAGCUUGACGACAAGCUUGGGGGAAGGCCGGUGCAGGUGCGCGUGGUGCAGGGCAAGGAGCCGCCGCACUUCAUGGCCAUGUUCUCCGGAAGGCUAGUGAUCUACGCCGGCGGCAAGGCCUCCGCCUUCGACGGCCCGGCCGCCGAGGACCACCUCCUCGGAGACACCUACCUGCUACACGUGCGCGGCACGCAGUCACUCAACACCAAGGCCGUGCAGGUGGAGUGCCGCGCGCGCUCGCUGAACUCCAACGACUGCUUCGUCCUGCGCGCUCCCGAGGGCGUAACCGUCUGGUGCGGCAAGGGUGCGACGGCCGAAGAGCGCGAGGUAGCCGCCGCCGUCGGGCAGGAGGUCAGCGCCGCGUGCGUCACUAUCGUCGAGGGUGAGGAGCCGGACGCGUUCUGGUCGACGCUCGGUGGGCGUGAGGAGUACGCGACCGGGCCGCGGCUGGCCGAGGAGAGGGCUCAGCCCGCGCGGCUCUUCCAGUGCUCGAACGCGUCCGGUGCGUUCCGCGUGACGGAGGUAGCCGACUUCGACCAGUCGGACCUGUGCGAGGACGACGUCAUGCUGCUGGACGCGUGGGACGCCGUGUUCGUCUGGGUCGGCAGCAAGUCGAACCGCGACGAGCGCCAGCAAGCCGAGCAGGCGGCCAUCGAGUACCUGCGCACGGACCCGGCCGGCCGUGGCACGGGCACCCCGAUCCUCCGCACGCGCCAGCACAGCGAGCCGCCCUCCUUCACCGGCUUCUUCGGCGUGUGGAACUCCACCUACUGGGCGGAGCAGCCGAGCUGGGCGGCCGUGCAGAAGGAAGUACGCGAGGCGAACCGGCCAGUGCUGCUGGAGGAGGUGACGGAGCGGCGUGAGGGUCCCCGCUACCCCCUGGAAGUGCUGAAGGAGAAGGAGCUGGCCGCCCUGCCGGACGACGUCGACCCGACCAGGAAGGAGGAGUACCUGGCGCCAGAGGAGUUCACCAAAGUCUUCGGCAUCAGCUGGGCAGAGUUCCAGCGCAUGCCGCAGUGGAAGCGCGUGCAGAAAAAGAAGGCGGUCGGGCUUUUCUAGUCUGCAGGGUGAUGGACUCUGACACGUGAUGUGCGCGGUUGUAAUGAAAGUUAGCGUUAGACUCUGAAGUUUUGCGUUAUUCCUGUGUUCACUUAGCGCGUGUUCAGUUAGGAGAACCCGAGGCUUUGCAGCGGAUCAGAAGCAGACACCCGAUGUCAAAGCUUGUUAACCGUCACCCCAGUUAAUGGUGUGGAAGGGAAUGUUAGAUAAUUGUUGGCCAUCAGAUGCCUGUCCUCGAUAAGUGAGGUGCGUUAUAUCCUUUGCCCCCAAGCGGCGCUGCACAGGCAGGCAUAAGUGCAGACGUGUCUGCGCUGCACCCCACUAGCGUCAACACAUGUCCUCGGCAUGCAGUGUGUGCUGGAUCUGCCUGUCCCCGCAACGAAACAUGCAGGCAGAAC
Molecule: messenger RNA, 2867 nt
Organism: Pollicipes pollicipes
Lineage: Eukaryota; Metazoa; Arthropoda; Thecostraca; Pollicipedomorpha; Pollicipedidae
Product: advillin
Exons: 1
Coding region: 1-2469 (822 amino acids)
Biological process (GO): actin filament severing; cytoskeleton organization; barbed-end actin filament capping
Cellular component (GO): actin cytoskeleton; cytoplasm
Molecular function (GO): phosphatidylinositol-4,5-bisphosphate binding; actin filament binding
Source: RefSeq, a predicted model, not a curated record